AUGUCCGGGAACAGCAUCAAAGUCGUGUGUCGUUUUCGGCCCCAGAACUCUCUGGAGAUUCGAGAGGGCGGCGUUCCCGUCAUUGACAUUGACGAUGAAGGAACUGCUGUAGGACUGAAUGGCAAGGAAUUCAAGGGCUCUUUUGCGUUCGACAAGGUCUAUGGCAGUAACACUGCUCAAAAGGAUGUCUUUGACUAUUCCGUCAAAACUAUCGUGGACGAUGUCACCGCCGGUUACAACGGUACCGUGUUUGCUUAUGGUCAGACCGGUUCCGGUAAAACGUAUACUAUGAUGGGUGCCGAUAUCGAUGACGAAAAGACCAAGGGUAUCACCCCUCGUAUCGUUGAGCAGAUCUUUGCCAGUAUCAUGGCUGCUCCGAGCAACCUCGAAUUCACCGUUAAAGUUUCCUACAUGGAAAUUUACAUGGAGAAAGUCCGAGAUCUGCUUAACCCCUCGCGCGACAACCUGCCUAUUCACGAGGAUAAGCAAAAGGGUAUCUACGUCAAGGACUUGCUGGAAGUCUAUGUAGGUUCCGCCGAUGAGGUGUACGAAGUCAUGCGUCGCGGUGGCAACAACCGUGUCGUUGCUUACACCAACAUGAACGCCGAAAGUUCUCGAAGUCAUUCCAUCGUCCAGAUCACCAUCACCCAAAAGAAUGUUGAUACCGGUGCAGCCAAGAGUGGCAAGCUCUAUCUUGUCGAUUUGGCCGGUUCCGAAAAAGUUGGUAAAACCGGUGCAUCUGGCCAAACGCUUGAAGAAGCAAAGAAGAUCAACAAGUCGUUGACCGCUCUGGGCAUGGUUAUUAAUGCUUUGACGGACGGCAAGUCGAGCCAUAUUCCCUAUCGUGAUUCCAAAUUGACCCGUAUUUUGCAAGAGUCGCUAGGUGGUAACUCGCGCACAACACUUAUUAUCAACUGUUCGCCUUCGUCGUACAACGAGGCAGAAACUUUAUCGACCUUGCGUUUCGGUGUUCGUGCAAAGACCAUCAAGAACAAGGCCAAGGUGAACGCCGAUUUGUCGCCCGCUGAACUCAAGGCACUCUUGAAGAAGGUCAAGUCCGAUGCAGUGACUUUCCAGACAUACAUUGCUGCAUUGGAAGGCGAAGUCAACGUAUGGCGUGCCGGUAACACCGUUCCUGAAGACAAAUGGGUCACCAUGGACAAGGUGUCCAAGGGCGAUUUCAAGUCAUUGCCGCCAGCACCUGGUUUCAAGAGUCCAGCCGUUGCUGAGGAAAUUUCGCGUCCAGCAACACCGGCCAUCGUGCUUGAGAAGGAUGAGCGCGAAGAAUACAUGAAGCGCGAGAACGAGUUAAUGGACCAGAUCGCUGAAAAGGAGACCGAAUUGGCCAACCGUGAGAAGCUCCUCGAAUCGCUUAAAGAAGAAACGAGCUACUACAAGGAGCAGGAGCAGCUGGUUACCAAGGAAAACCAGCAGAUGACUUCAGAACUGAGCGAGCUUCGUCUUCAGCUCCAAAAGAUCUCGUACGAGAGUAAAGAGAAUGCCAUUACCGUGGACUCGCUCAAGGAAGCAAAUCAGGAUCUCAUUUCUGAACUUGAGGAACUCAAGAAAAACCUCGCCGAAGUUCGCGUUGCACACAAGGAAGCAUCCGACGGCGAGAAAGAAAAGAAGAAGGCUGAAAAGAUGGCACAGAUGAUGUCUGGUUUCGAUCCAUCGGGCCAAAUCAAUGAGAAAGAGCGCCAAAUCCGUGAUGCUCUUAGCAAACUCGAUGGUGAAGGUGCUGGCCAGCUGAGCACCGAGAAGGUCGUAGCACUUCGCCGUGAACUGGCUGAAUCCAAGGUGCUGCUUGAUCAACAUACCAAGACAAUCAAUGAUCUGACCUACGAGAAGGGUGCAAUCGAACGCAAAAAGACCGAUCUCGAGGCCAGACUCGGUACCCUUGAACAAGAGUACGAAGAACUUCUCGACAAGACAAUUGCCGAAGAAGAAGCUGGCGUCAAGUCCAAGGCUGACAUUGCUGAGACGAUCGCCGAGAUCAAGAGUAAACUCGAGGCUGCCCACAAUGCCAAAAAGGAGGUGCAGCAGAAGGAGAUUGAAGAGCUCAAGAGCGAGGUGGAGCGCAAGCAGCAAGAUCAGGAACGACUUGCUAAGGCCAUGGCCGAUCUCACGGCUGCCAACGAUCAAUUGCAAGCUACGCUUGCGGACAAGGCUGCUGCUCCAGCACCCGCUGGCACUGGUGAUCUCUCUGAAAAGGAGAAGGAUCUUGAGCGUAUGCGCAAGUCCAUGGCUCAGCAGUUGGCCGACUUUGAAGUGAUGAAGAAGGCAUUGAUGCGCGACCUGCAAAACCGAUGUGAGCGUGUGGUCGAACUUGAAAUGUCGCUUGAUGAGACGCGAGAGCAUUACAACAACGUUCUCAAGACGAGCAACAACAAGGCCCAGCAAAAGAAGAUGGCCUUCUUGGAACGCAACCUGGAGCAGUUGACUAACGUGCAGAAGCAGGUAAUAAGCCAACAGCUACAUGCCGGAAAAGAAAACGAUUGCUAA
Messenger RNA from Zychaea mexicana, 2502 nucleotides. RefSeq names its product kinesin heavy chain. Bases 1 to 2502 code for a protein of 833 amino acids. The record is from RefSeq and is a predicted model, not a curated record. NCBI's taxonomy places the organism in Eukaryota, Fungi, Mucoromycota, Mucoromycetes, Mucorales, Lichtheimiaceae. The transcript is spliced from 8 exons. Gene Ontology annotation, molecular function: ATP binding; microtubule binding; microtubule motor activity. Gene Ontology annotation, biological process: microtubule-based movement.